Messenger RNA from Nematostella vectensis (starlet sea anemone), 1701 nucleotides. RefSeq lists its product as uncharacterized. Bases 78 to 1247 code for a protein of 389 amino acids. The record is from RefSeq and is a predicted model, not a curated record. The transcript has 6 exons. Gene Ontology annotation, biological process: cell adhesion. Gene Ontology annotation, cellular component: plasma membrane. Gene Ontology annotation, molecular function: hyaluronic acid binding; transmembrane signaling receptor activity. NCBI's taxonomy places the organism in Eukaryota, Metazoa, Cnidaria, Anthozoa, Actiniaria, Edwardsiidae.
AUAAUAAGCAUUGCCCAGAUUCAAACUGGCAUAUCGAAAUGAGUUGAACUCUUCGCAUCCAACAUUCAUUUUGCAAAAUGAACGCGUUUUUUAUAUCCAGUGUUUUCUCUACUUUCCUUUUCUUCUUUUCAAGUUUUUCCUAUUCUGAGUUUACUUACCUCAAUUUCAUGGACAUUCCCGCUUAUGCUUUGGUGGGUUAUGUCGUGGAAGUGUUCAACACCAGUGACUCUUUCAGCUGCCAAGCAAAGUGUUUCGAUGUGAACUCUUUUGUGUCGGUAAAUUUCGGAAGACGAAGCGCGAAUGAUUCUCAGUUUACUUGUGAAGUUAACAACUCUACACAUUUGCUGCAGCCACUUGGCCUGAAACGAAGGCCAGGAUUCACUUACUUUGCUGUGGCGGAUCCCUGUUUCUCCAAUCCUUGUCUGAACGGAGGCACGUGUACCGCUGACCAGUUUAACUGGACGUAUCGCUGUAGCUGUGGAGUGUCUUUCUCGGCAGCACCAUAUUUGGAUGAUCACUGUGGCACAGAGUUGGGGUUCGUUCAGCACAGUGUGUUCAGAAACGUUUUCAACGCAGCUGCCAGCGUCAAAUAUGUAAUAAAGUUCAACGAGGCUAAUCGAUUGUGCCAAGUAUUUGGUGCACGCUUGGCCACCAUCGCACAAGUUGACAAGGCGUGGAAAGUCGGCUUAUUUGAGUGCAGUUAUGGUUGGGUAGCAGAAGGGUUCGCUGCUCUUCCAAUACGUCUUCCUCUCAGAGACUGCAAUACAUCAAGGGACCAACAUCGUGUUCACAGGGUUUAUUAUUCCACAACGACUAAGAAGCUCGAUGCUUACUGCUACAGAGAAACAGAUAACUGCAACGAGGAAGGCUGGUACCAAAACAAAUACAAGUGCUACCGGUUUUUCCUUGAUAGUCACGUGCGUUGGGAGGAAGCAUCACGUGCAUGUCACGUGCACGGUGGCGUCAUGGGUGUGUUCAACUCUAUUGACAAGCUGGAUUUUGUACGCUACCACGUGCCAACCCUGAACAACAGCACCUCUCGCAUAUUUGUGGGACUUCGAAAGACAGGUGGAGUGUGGACGUGGAGUUACAAUAAUCUCACCCCAGGAGCACAGCUAUGGGAAUCAGCCGCGCCAGCCUCGCAAGGACCUCUGGGAGCUGUUACCAUAGCAACCGGUAGACUCGUUGACGUACCUGACUCUGGAUAUCACAAGCUUCCCUUCGUCUGCGAGAAAAACCUACCUUAGUGUGUCGAGUGUUAUCAACGGACUACCUGUGGUAGAGCCUAGUGACUAGGAUGGAUUUUAGUUAUUAUUGCUGUCAAUCAUUUGUGUAAUUUUCUUUUAAAUAAUCCAUUGAUAUUGUGUAGACAUUAGAAUUUAAGAACAUCCUUAAGAACAUUUUCAGACUUUUUCAGAAAAAAGAGAGUGGGAAAAUUUCCAUCACCUGGUCGAAUUUCCAGUAGAUCAAUUAAAAUUCGUACGAUUACGUAUUCUAUUUUUGAGGUAACUGCUCGGGACAAGAGACAGCUAUCCCAAGAAACUCAUGUAAAUAUUUUUUUUUUAAUUCGAUAAGUUAUUUCGCACACUAUUAUAGGAGGGUAUAUCGGUGAAAGAAGUCUUGUUCAUGUAUUCAUGAUAGAAAAUCAAAUGUAUAUAUUUUGGACUCUUCUUCAAUUCAUUAAAAAAUUGUUCCUGGUUC